AGCGCGCAAGUGUCCGGAGAAAUGAAGCAGAGGCAGAGCGAAAACUGGGCGAAGUGCAGCAUGGAGCUGUCAUCCAUCGGAGACCAAGUGUUCGCCGUGGAGUCCAUCACCAAGAAGAGGAUUAGGAAGGGAAAUGUGGAAUAUCUCCUCAAGUGGCAAGGAUGGUCCACUAAGUACAGCACAUGGGAGCCAGAGGAUAACAUACUGGACCCUCGGCUGGUCCUCGCCUUCGAAGAGAAGGAGGAGCGGGACAGGGCGCAGGCUCACAGGAAGAAAGGCUUAAGGCCCCGAAGACUCAUCUUACGAAACAUCUGUCCAAUGGAGCUUCGGAGUGCGAACAAAGUCAUGGAGAAAACUUCCUCCCGAAUCCGCCUGUCCCUCACCCGCUCCAUGGGGGUGGGACUAGACCAAAACGGGCGUCGCUGCAGGACCGGUGAAGCCGGAGUCCACCACCAACGCCUGGAGAGACGCAAAAUCAAGCAGCAUCAGUUUUUACCCAAACCGUCGGAGAACACAGAGCCCCCGCAGCAGCGAGCCCUGACCCAGAAGAGACCCGGUCCCGAGCGGGAGGACGUGGAGGAGGAGAAGAAGCGGAGGAAGACGGAGAAGAAAGAGCAGCAGAAAACAACAGACGAGCAUCAUGACAUUCCACACGCCCGAGAAAUGAAAGACGACUGCGGUUUCAUCUCAUUACUGGUAGCUCUCAAAGCCGGCGAAGACGAAAUCCGUCCUUCAUCCGGCGAUCAGAGGGCAGAAACGGUUACUGAUCCAAGCACAGACGUGGCUUCAGCUCCGUGUCCGCUGAGAGAAAUGUAUACUGCUAAACAGGAGCUGAACACUGACCAGUCACAGGGCGGAGUCGUCCAAGACAAGCCUGCGACCGACCAAUCACAGAAGAGCAGCUCAGAAACCGGUCUGACCGACAGGGUCCAGAAUCGUGCCUCGGUUAUAACGUCCAGACACUCGACCGACGGUUCCACGCAGGACCUGGAUACAGACACGUGCCCGACGGAUACCAGCACGGACGAAACGACAGACGAGGUCACGAUAAAGUGUACUUCAACACUGCAGGUCCAAACGGACCAAUCACACGCCUCCGAGAGCAAAGUCAUCGUGACCAAAGUGACGCUAAACUCGCUGACGGUCACGUUUAAAGAGGCUGCGGCGGCCGAAGGGUUCUUUAGCCGCUACAGGCUGCGGGACUGAAGGGAACGCCGUGUCAUCUUGCUAACGUGGCUAUUAAAACAGUUAGCGUUACUGUUUGAAUACGAUUGCUAGUCGAGACUUGUUAGCAAGUGGAGAACGUGAUGUUAGACCAGGUGAUCCGUCGAUCUGUCGGUGUAGUGAAGACUUUCGCUCUUUAUCCGUCACGAUUUCUCUCCGUCAGGUUGAACAGGGCGACGGUUCGGUCUGUGUUCUUUUGUUACAGUAAUAAAACACUAGAAGGAUUUUCGGUCGUAUCCGGUGUCGCUGACGGUGGCACUUUAGCUGCAUGCGAGCAUGUUUCCUGUUAACGCUUCGCUGGUGUUAAUUGUUGACGUACGAGGCCGGAAGUACACUAGCUUUUAGCCACGCUAGCGCAGUAGCGUUUGUUUUGAUAAGUCUGCAGUGGUCUGAAUCUCAGCUUGUGAAAGUGUUCACGUGAACAGUGUGCAAACCUCCGAACCGCUAUAUUUACCCAAGAUCCUCUACAAAGGGGAGCUAUUGGUAUUACAGUAGUUUUUGUGUGUUGAGACCAGUUGCACUUUGCAUCGGUGACGGUGUUCAGGUACUGAAACGUUUCAUUGGUUGGCCGUGGCUAAAUGCAAAGCCAGAGCUUAACUUUAUUACCACAAUUUAAGUUCCUGACAGUGCACAUGAGCCCAAUUUAGUGAUAUCUUCCUCUCUACUGAUGUUUACCUUUACUCUAAUCGAGGAGAGUCACGACUUAACACAUGCCCCGUGUGAAAACGUGUGCAAUAACCAACCGCUUCUGUUCACCUGCAAGAGACGUGUUCAUACAAGGCUCAGUCUUGUGCAUGGAGAGUCACUCACUGAUCCUCAUUAUCGCUUGUCUUCGUGCAGCACCAUCGAUCAACCAGCAGAGGUCAUAACUGCAUCUGCAGCCACCCUUCUAACAAGCCAAACAUUGUUCGUGUAGGCGCUCGAUCGCUGUUAGCAGAGCUGAGAUUCGACCUCACAAGUUUAAGAUGUCAGCUCUGGUGUAGCAUGUUUUACCCUAAAUCAUUGUUAGAUCUGACCAACUAUAGAUAUCUCUCAUUAAUUUAAAUAAAAUACCAUCACUGACUUUGUAUCGUAGACUUCCAGCUCAACUGUGCUUCUCAAAAAUUGAUAAACUUUUGAUACAAACUUGCAUUGAUAACCAAGUAGUGUGGCCACUUCCAUAACCCGUAAAAAGGAGAACAUCAGACCCCAAUAAGGAGAACAGACCCCCAAAAAUAAGAGCAUCAGACCCCAAAAAGGAAAACAACAGACCCCAUAAAGUAGGACAUCAGACCCCAAAAAAUAAGGACAUCAGACCCCAAAAAGGAUAUCAGACUCCAAAAAGGAGAUCAGACCUUAAAAAGGAGAACAUCAGACCCCAAAAAGGUAGGACAUCAAACCGUACAAAAAUAAAAGCAUCAGACCCCAAAAAAAGGACAUAAGACCACAAAAACUUGAGAGCAUCAGACCCCAAAAAGGAGAACAUCAGACCCCAAAAAGGACAUCAGACUACAAAAAAGAGAACAUCAGACCCCAAAAAGGACAUCAGACUACAAAAAGGAGAACAUCAGACCCCAAAAAGUAGGACAUCAGACCCCAAAAAAGGAGUACAUUAGACCCCCCCAAAAAUAAGAGCAUCAGAUCCCAAAAAGUAGAACACCAAACCUCAAAAAGUAGAACAUCAGACCCCAAAAAGGACAUAAGACCCUAAAAAGGACAUUAGACCCCAAAAUAUAGGACAUCAGACCCCAAAGAACAACAGAAUAACAGACCUCAAAAAGUAGGACACUAGACCCCAAAAAGGACAUAAGACUUCAAAAAGGAGGACAUUAGACCCCAAACAGGAGGACAUCAGACCCCAAAAAGUAGAACACCAAACCUCAAAAAGUAGAACACCAAACCUCAAAAAGUAGAACAUCAGACCCCAAAAAAUAAGGACAUCAGACCCCAAAAAAUAGGGACAUCAGACCCCAAAAAGAACAUUAGACCCAAAAAGGACAUUAGACCCCAAAAUAUAGGACAUCAGACCCCAAAGAACAACAGACCCCAAAAAGUAGGACAUUAGACCCCAAAAAGUAGAACACUAAACCUUAAAAAGUAGGACAUCAGACCCCAAACAGGAGGACAAAUUUAGAAUUAAGGGAUAACUUAAUAGUGGUGGGGCUUGAACUGGCAACCUUUUGAUUACUAGUCCAGUUCCUAAACUCCUGAGCUACCGCUGACCUUGUCAGGAUCGUGUCCACAGUAUAUUUAACAGAAUUAAAAUCUUAUUGUGAUGAUGCAUAAAAUCAGCACACAAAUGAAGGUUCUACUCACCACAUUUAGAGUCGACUUGUGAUACUUUAGUACAAAAACAUUAAAUUCAUCUUUCCUGAAUCUUCCAAACGAGUCGGGUGCUGAGCCACUCAGAGCUGGACGUUGUUUUGUGUUUUUGGUGUGUCGACAACGUGAACGGUUAUUAAAACUUAGUAAUUAACCAGCAUUUUAGGACCGGACGUUCCACAAUAAAGUGGUGGACGUCCUCACAGAAAGUGGAGGCUUUAAACCAAUGAAAUACGAGUAGUUUCUUUUGAUGUGUUUGUAAGUCAAGCGUCUGUUUCGCUUCCAAAGUGGACAAAUACGUGUCCGUCCAGGCAUUCAGCUGGACUGCUGACAGGCAGAUGAAACAACAAUCCGUCCAAACUUAACCGGAUGUGUGAACCCUAGCACCAAUGCUGUGACUGCCUUCAUCGUUUUAGUUUGUAGAUCCAAAAUGAAGAACGUGACAAAGUUAAAAUGUCAAAGUCUCCAGGCUAAAAUCAUUUUAAAGGCCAAAUUGUCCAAACUGACUAUAAUUAUUUUAAAUUUAAGUAAAAAAUGUGUUUUACUGGCAGUUGGAAAGCUGCUUUCAAUACUGUAAAAUCAAAUGUUUAUGGUUGGCCAGCUAGCUAGCGGUUACGUGCGAUAAUUCAUUCAUUUGAACAGAAUUUGCAAUUCGUUUUACAAUAAACAAAUUGCAAAUUAACUUCACAAACAACCAAUGUGGCAACUUUAUUAACCCCUUUAUUAACUAGUCACCAACAACAUGACAGCUUUGUGACAUUAACCUGUAAAAUGUCAGAUCUAAGCAGAUCUAAAAUUAAGGAAACGCUAAUUUAUAAACGCUCCUUUAUUUUCUUCUUGACUGAUCUGUCAAGUUUGUUAGACCCCAAAAAGGAGGACAUAAGACAUCAAAAAAAAUAAGAGCAUCAGACCCCAAAAAGGAAAACAUUAGUCCCCAAAAAGGAGAACAUCAGACCCCAAAAAGGAGAACAUUAGACCCCAAAAAUAAAGACAUCAGACACCAAAAAGGGGGACACUAGACCCCAAAAAUAAGGACAAUCAUUAUUGAAGUAAGAUGAACGAUUGAUUUUCUUCUUGACUGGUCUGUCAAAUUCAUCCCCCUUCUUACCAACCAUGUUAAAGACCUUUUCUAGAGAAUAACGUCACCAUUAUUAAUACAUUUACCCAAAAGAACAACAUACUCCAAAAAGUAGGACAUUAGACUAAGUAAAAUAUUUUAAGUGAGUGAGUACCUUUAAUUCAUUCUGAUCAGCUAUCAGCAUACAGCAUUUAUAUACUGCUUAUAUAUAUAUAUAUAUAUAGUAAGGCAAGCCAAACAGGAAAUAUAUAGCAAACACUGAUAUAUAUGGAAUGAAACUCGAUAUAUAUAUAAAAUAAAAACUGAUAUACGUAUAUAAAAUAAAAACUGAUAUAUAUGGAAUGAAACUUGAUGAUUAUAUAUAUAUAUAUAAAAAAUGAAACUCAAUAUAUAUAAAAUAAAAUUCCAAAUAUAUCGAGUUUCACUCCAUAUAUAUCAGAGUUUGGUAUAUAUAUUUCCUGUUUGGUAUAUAUUUCCUGUUUUUCCAUAAUAUAUAGAAUGGAUCAGAAUGAAUUACAGGUACUCACUCACUUAAAAUAUUAUACAUAUUAUAUAUAUUGCACAUUAGCUUAGUUUGCUAGCGACCAGCUCAGAUAGAUCAGCAAGCAAAGAACCCUACCCUGAAUGUUUAAAAUCCCAACAUAUGCCUUGAUUUAGUACCCUAAAUGAAUUACUAAAAGCUUGUUUUAUAAAGACACAUUGGCAAAACUAGCUUUCAAACUUAAAGCUAUUCAGUGAUAAGAUGCACACUCACGGCUACGUUGCCAAUCGCACCAAAUUCAAACGUUUUGCUCCGUCUUUUGUUUCAUUGUUUUUAAAUACAGUAUAUGUAUUGUUUCUAAUGAUGGGAACCUAAAAGCACUUAAUCAUAUUUCCACUCAAUCCAUAAAUAAUGCUAAUUUAGAUAAAACAGAUAAUAGAUCCGUAAUGCCAAAGACAUGCUAGCACUUUGUAACACUAGCAAAAUGACAUUCAGAGUGGAAUUAAUGAGCGGAUUUGGGACAAAACAAAUGAGCCUUGGUGUACAUUGUUGACCAUUACAGCAUUGAGCAUUUACGCUAUGCUACACUGUUGGUUUGUAUUGCUGCAUGGUAAAUCUGAUGUAUAAGAGCUCACGAUUCACAAUGUUUAACACGUUCCUACAUAAAAGACUUGAUUUAUUGUUGUUUUCUAUGUUGUUUUGCUCCUGAGAGAUGAACUGCAUUGACAAAGCAAAACUAGUUCCUAAAUGUCAAGUCACUGAUACAUUGCUAACUGCACCUGAGUAAGGGACUCUGAUCCACACUUUGGUUCUGUAUGUGUAUAUUUGUUUUGUUAAUAAAAUGGUGGAAUGA
Molecule: messenger RNA, 5937 nt
Organism: Trichomycterus rosablanca
Lineage: Eukaryota; Metazoa; Chordata; Actinopteri; Siluriformes; Trichomycteridae
Gene: cbx7a
Product: chromobox homolog 7a
Exons: 6
Coding region: 22-1206 (394 amino acids)
Biological process (GO): negative regulation of transcription by RNA polymerase II
Cellular component (GO): PRC1 complex
Source: RefSeq, a predicted model, not a curated record